AUGGAAAAUCAAGAUUUUUAUAACUUCUUUGCGGGCAAUGGAAUGACAACAGCACAGAACCCUGCCAAUAUUGUUCAGAACGUCAAUAUGGAGAAUGAAUUGGGAAUAAAGCAAAAACCACCCAAGCUGAUGAAUCUUGAUGAAUAUGCAGGAUGGUCUGGGAGAUUUAAAAACUGGGUUCAAGCUAAUCACUUUGAAUGCUGGAUGAAGAUUGAGAAGAAGUAUGUUCCACCGAUAGAUGUUUUGGGUUUGGAGAAGGGAAUUGGUAGUUUGACGCAAACAGAACAGGAUGACUUCAAAGCCGAGAAAAAGAUGAAAAGUAUUCUCCAGCAGGCAAUCAAAGAGGAUAUUUUGGUGUUGUUGCAGCAUGAGGAUAAUGCACAAUCUAUGUGGCAUUCGUUGCAAUUAAAAUUUCAAGGGAGCAUGUCCAUGAUCAAGAGCAAAAAGGCUUUGAUAAAGAAAGAAUUUGACAUCUUCACUGGUAUGAAAGGUGAAACUACAAAACAACUGAUUGAAAGAUAUUGCCAUUUAGUAGUGGAGAUGAAGAGAUUGGCAAUAACCAAGACCAAUGAGGAGUGGACCGAUAAAUUGGCCGAUGCAUUGCCAUAUGAUGAGUGGGGUACUUAUUUGAUGAUGUUGAAAAACAAUUCAGAUUUUGUGAAUUUGAAUCUUAGUUCGUUCAUUGAAAAGAUCGAAGCACAUGAGUUAGAGCUGAUAAAGAUUAAAAAGAUGAACUCUGUAAAUGUUCAACAGGAUGUGUCUCUUUAUUACAAAGGCAGCACUCCAGCAACUACAAAUCUGAGCCCGAAGAUUCAAACAGGGUUUAGUGCAGACACAACAUCAGGUGCUUCGUCGAGUACUCCAAUCAACAACAAGCCUUCACCUUUUGUCAGCUACGAGCCAAAUUUCAAAGCUUCUGAACAGCCGUCACCUCAAAGCUCGUCUAGCUCGGACAAUCAGGCAUAUGUUUCUAGGAUCCAGCCAAUCAUCAAGAAAAAGAAGAGGGGCAGGAAAGCUACUCCUAAAGUACAAAUAGAAGAGGGUUCGUCUUCUCAACCCAAAAAGCGUCAAAAGAAAGCUGCUAAAACACUGCUUAUUGAUGAACCAGAUGAAGAAGAACCAGUUGCAAAUGUUGAAGAAAAUCAGGAUUCUGAUAUGGAUGAAGUGUUAAAAAACAUUGAUUAUGAAUUAGAAUCAGAGAAAGUAGCUGAUGAAGGUGUUGGUGCUGACAAAGGUGAUAAGAGUUCUUCGAGUUCAUCUGAUGAAGAAAUUGAUGAGAUAGAGCGUGAAAAGAGAAUUCAAGCUGAGAUUGCUAAAGAAAAGCAGCUGAGAAAAAGGAGAAGAGAGGAAAAAGAAGAUGAUGUGUAUAUUCCAUCACCUGAGGAAGUAAUAGAAUCUCAAACGCCUCCUUCUGGUGGAAGAAAGAAAACUGGUGCAAGAAAGAGAGUUGUUACUCCAAAGAUGAAAAAGACAUUGAAGAUCUUGCUGAACAAGAAACCUACCCAAGAACCCAGUAAACCACCAUCACCACCAUCUGAACCAUCAACACCAAAAUCACCACAUCCAUCACCACCAAAAUCACCACAACAAUCACCACCAAGACAACCAUCUCCUAUCCGGUCACCACCACAUCUAUCUCCACCACAUAUUCAUAUGUUUCACCACCACAUGAACAACCUUUCCUUACAUCUCAAGAAAUUUUCAAAACACCACCACCCACUCAAUCACAAGUACAAUUAA
Helianthus annuus (common sunflower) is the source of this 1740-nucleotide messenger RNA. RefSeq names its product myb-like protein V. Bases 1 to 1740 code for a protein of 579 amino acids. The record is from RefSeq and is a predicted model, not a curated record. Lineage: Eukaryota; Viridiplantae; Streptophyta; Magnoliopsida; Asterales; Asteraceae. The transcript has 2 exons.